UCAGAUGACACCAUCCAUGGGUCUUCCUCCAUUAUCAGGACACCAUCUAUUUAUCUUGGGUCGAGCGAUGUCCCCCACUGCGAGUAAGCCUGAAAGGCUGGGCCAGGCCAGCACUGAAAGCAUGCCUAGACUGCUCAUGCAGUCCUCCACCAACGAGCUGCUCACAUGCCUGGGUGUGUUCUUGUGCCGGCGUUGCUGCCUGCUGAAGGACCUGACUGCUGACGAGCCUGUGCAGUGGCUGCGCAUUGUGGACCGCUACGUGACACUGACAGAAUGGCAGGAGCAAAGCUUCCUCAUUCCAAGCACCGUGGUCUUUCUCUACAUGCUGUGCCGUGACAUCAUUUCAGCUGAGGUGGCCACCAAGGAGGAGCUGCAGGCCGUGCUGCUCACAUGCUUGUAUGUGUCUUGCUCCUACAUGUGUGAGGAGAUCAGCUACCCAGCCAAAGCUUUCCUGGUGGAGGAAAACAAAGGGGCCUUCUGGGCCCGAUCCCUGGACAUUGCUAACCGCAUGAGUGGCAAGAUGCUGCAGAUUAACAAUGACCCGCAGUAUUUUUGGCAGGUCUUCACUGACCUGAAGAACAUGAUGGUUCAUUAA
This is a messenger RNA of Electrophorus electricus (electric eel), 595 nucleotides long. NCBI's taxonomy places the organism in Eukaryota, Metazoa, Chordata, Actinopteri, Gymnotiformes, Gymnotidae. The record is from RefSeq and is a predicted model, not a curated record.